GUCGUGUUCCUAUCGUAGAUGCAUAACAGUUAGGCUAUAUGUUUGUAAACCCACAAUCUCCGAUGGGAGCAUUCAAUCAUCAACAAACCUUUGGCUUUACUAGUUUUUAACAAAAUGAAGUCAAAGGAAGUGGAUGGUGAGCCGCGAGUGAUUGCACCUCGGUUGCAACUGAGCUGCAGAUUGACAAUCAGCCUUACUUGCUUAUUUACUUCUUUUGCCGCCAUCUUAAUGACGAUCAACCUAUCUAUGGCGAUUGUGUGCAUGAACAAGCGUUCAAAACAGCUGAAUAGAACGGACGAAAUAAAUAGCACCAAUUCAAGUUCAGGAUAUUUUGGAUUAAACAGCACUUGUAGCGAUGAUCUCACUACGGUACAAGAAAAAGAAAUGUAUUUAGACAAGCCAGCUCAGGGUAUGCUACUGGGUGCUCUUUAUUACGGAGUGGUCGCCGUGCAACUUUUGGUUGGUUGGCUAUGUGACAAGUUUGGCAAGUACAAACUUCAAAUGGCUCUCGGUUCCAGCGUUCUAGCAAUUGCAUCCUUCGCCUCUCCGGUAAUUCUAGAAAAUGCCGGUGUACCCUACUACUUUGCAUUGCGUAUCGUGAAAGGUGUCGCCAUGGUAACUUUACAACAACGACUUGAAAUUUUAUUAUCACGACAAUCAAACAAAUUUUUGCAGAGCUUUGCCCUUUCUUCAAUGUUGCCUAUGUUAACUCGCUGGACUACUACCCAAGAGCAAGGUCUGUUGAUGGGCAUUGCUUCUGCUGGUAUAGGCCUAGCCAAUUCAGUUACCUAUCCGAUUUCGGGACUGCUGUGUCAGCACGGAGGAUGGAAAGCGAUUUUCUACUUUGGUGGAGGCUGUGGUAUGGUGGCAUCGUUUCUCAUUGUGUGCUUAGUCUAUGACGGCCCAGCAAAACAUCCUCGAGUGGAUGCGGAGGAGAAGCAAUAUCUUCUUUCUUUUCAAUUUCAGAGUCAAACUUCAAAGAAACGACGAGUAAUCCCGUGGGCGAAAAUGCUUCGUUCCGUACCCGUUUGGUCUGUUGUCGUCACAAAUUUUUUCUUCUUCGCGGUGGUAAAAGGAAUAGUUCUCAAUCUGCCAAUCUUUGUCCGUGAUGUCCUGGACUUCACAGUUACUGAGAAUGGAAUCUUUUCUGCAAUGCCAUUAAUUGCAGCUCUUUUGCUCCACUUACUCAUUGGACCUUUUUUUGAUUACAUACGUAACCACAACAAAUACACCCCUACCACUGUGCGAAAAAUCUUUCAUGUCGUAGGUACGCUUAUUCCUGGAGCUUUGAUGUUUGUCUCCAGCCAGCUUUCAUCUGAGUACAAAUAUUUCAUCAUUUCUUUGAUAACGAUCAGUUAUUCUCUUACUGAGUUUGCCGUGAUGGGAGGCUUUGGAUACGCAAUGAUUGAUCUUGCUCCCGAUUUCCUCGGUAUUCUACAAGGGAUCAACAAAACCAUUAGUUUGGCUCCAGGAUUUAUUACGCCGCUUAUCGUAUCGGCUCUGACACCACACGGGUCGAGCGAGGAAUGGAAACAUGUUUUCAUUCUUUUUGGUGCGUUAUACGUUCUAUCAUGCUUAGUGUUUGUAACCUGUGGAAGUGCACAACAGCAGAGCUGGGGAAAAGCAAUCAAGAAUGACACAGUCAGUGCCCUCAGUGAUUCCAGCAAACCACGCAAUAAUUUUGCAUAGAAAGACCAUAGGGAAUUUAUUUCCAAAUAUUUUGCUUUGUCAGUGUGAAUUAAUCGCAAUGAAAAUGCAACAAUGGUCUGGCCCUUUGAAA
Molecule: messenger RNA, 1780 nt
Organism: Daphnia magna
Lineage: Eukaryota; Metazoa; Arthropoda; Branchiopoda; Diplostraca; Daphniidae
Product: sialin
Exons: 9
Coding region: 115-1689 (524 amino acids)
Biological process (GO): transmembrane transport; monoatomic anion transport
Cellular component (GO): plasma membrane
Molecular function (GO): transmembrane transporter activity
Source: RefSeq, a predicted model, not a curated record